Molecule: messenger RNA, 4165 nt
Organism: Haliotis rubra (blacklip abalone)
Lineage: Eukaryota; Metazoa; Mollusca; Gastropoda; Lepetellida; Haliotidae
Product: fatty-acid amide hydrolase 1-like
Exons: 18
Coding region: 287-2068 (593 amino acids)
Biological process (GO): fatty acid catabolic process
Molecular function (GO): amidase activity; fatty acid amide hydrolase activity
Source: RefSeq, a predicted model, not a curated record
UGAACCAGCUGUGGCUUUACACAGAAGAUUUUUAACAAUCAUGUGAAUAGUUUGUGUAGGGUUGCACAGCUGCAAAAGCAAUUGGAAAUACAUCUAGUAAUAAAUAUUAAAUAAGGCAUUGUUACAUUUAUUAUAACAUCAUUGGCAUAUGUUGCUGAACGGCACGCAAUAUUUGUUAGAUUUUAGUUGAAAUUUAAUUCCAGGAAUUUGCUUCAUGUGACAUACACAUAUUGAAUAGAUGAGACAGUAGAUAAUGAAUGUUAUAUUGUUAGGCAGUCAUUGGUAGAUGUCAGUUUGGAAAAUGUGGCAGAAACUGAGAGAGUCAGCUAUCCUGGCAGACGUCCCCAGCAUGGAGUCACUCCAACACGCGGCGCCGACAAUUGUGGGGUGCUGUGUUGCUGCAUGGGCCGUUAGGGCAGCAUGGAGGAAGCAUGCAUUUAACCAGAAGCUAUCCAAGAAGAGAAGCCAGUUAGAAGCUUCCAUGAACAAAUUACGACAACAGCUUUACCAAUACCCACUGAGCCUGACGACAAGAGAGUAUAUCUUGAGCCUUUCACUGACAGACCUCCAGCACAAGCUCCAAAGAGGGGACCUGACAGCUAUGGAUGUGCUCCGAGCUUACCAGUCUCGGGCUUUGGAGGUUGAUGAGAAGAUGAACUGCGUGGUAGAGCCAAUUUUAGAAGCCGAGGAACUGGCAAUGUUAUGUGACUCCAAGACCGAUCCGAAGGGACCACUUCAUGGUAUUCCAGUCAGCGUCAAGGAAAACAUUGAACUGAAGGGUUAUGACUGCACGGGUGGUAUGGAAUACUACGUCAACAAGCCGGUAGCUCAAGAUGCAGUGGUUAUCCAGGUGCUGAAACAACAAGGCGCUAUUCCCUUCAUGAGGACAAAUAUCCCCCAAACUUUGUACAGUUACGCUUGCUCUAAUCCCAUAUAUGGCGUGACAACACAUCCCAAAGAUCCCACCAGGAGCCCUGGUGGGUCAUCAGGGGGUGAGGGUGCCCUUCUUGGGGCUGGAGGCUCAAUCUGUGGGCUGGGGACAGACAUUGGGGGCAGUGUGCGAGUACCUGCUCAGAUGUGUGGUGUGUGCGCCCUCAAGCCCACCAGAGGGAGACUCAGUCCUGAGGGCCACUUCACUGUGAAUCCCGGACAGACACUAGUUCAAGGUGUAGUUGGUCCUAUGGCACAGGAUGUGGAGGGUCUGGUUAAACUCACAGAGGCUCUCAUGGCCCCUGAGAUGUUCGCCCGUGACCCUCAAGUUGUCCCAAUUCCUUUUAGGAAAGAGAUGUAUGAGAGCACAUGCCCCCUGAAGAUUGGAUUUUACACUUGGGACGGCAACAUUCGUCCAGUCCCCGCUACCAUCAGAGCAGUCCAUGUCGCCAAGACGGCCCUGGAGAAGAUAGGACACAAGGUUGUGAGCUUCUCGCCUCCACAGAUAGCCACGGUUUUCCCGUCUAUGUUCGUGGCCCCAAUGGGAGGAGAUCGAUGUCAGUCAGUCAUGGAGCGAAUGGCUAACGAUCACGUAGAUGAAAGUCUUACGCUAGUGUAUGCAGCAUGUUCUAUUCCCACGUGGUUGGUGACCCUCAUAUCCAAAGCUCUUCAACCUCUGGACCCUGUUUUGGCGAAAUCCUUCCAGAAGUUUACAGGAGUGAAGUCAGUGUAUGACUGGUACAAGGUAGCAGUCAGAAUCCAGAACUACAGAAAGGAGUUUCUGGAGCACUGGCGCAGACAGGACUUGGAUGCCGUCAUCUGCCCUGUAUAUCCAUGUCCAGCUGUGGUUCUCAGUAGUGCAGGGAAACUGACGGCCGGUGGUUCCUACUGCGCCCUCUACAAUGUGUUGAGAUACUCUGCUGGAUCCAUUCCUGUUACAACGGUGACCGAAGCAGACGUACAGGAAGUGGCAGAUCCAAAGGUGUACCCAGCUACUACGCUGCUGGAAAAGCUUGUCAAACGGGGUUCAAAGGGCAGCGAAGGUUUGCCCGUGAGUGUGCAGUGUGUGUGUCUGCCGUACCAUGAGGAGCAGGUGCUGAGGGUGAUGCACGAUGUUGAACGAGGACUCAGAACAUAGUACAGCCCACUACCAGCCUCGACAUCAGAUAUAAGUCACAAGAUGACCUGAAGACAAAAUCAGUAAUGAGUAACUGAUCAUUAUCUAUAUGUAUGCUGGAAUGUUUUGUGAAGUUUAGGGCAGGAGGACCUGGGCCCACUUUCACAAAGCAAUCUUAGCCUUCAUGUGAUCGUAACUCCAAUACACAAACAUAGACUUACGAUCAUCAUAGCGCUAAGUUGGCUUUGUUGAUGGGUCUGAGUUGAUUGUAACUGCAAUACACAAACAUAGACUUACAAUCAUCAUAGCUCUAAGAUCGUGAUGUGGAAGGGUCUGAGGUGACCUUAACUCCAUAUACUAACAGACUUACGAUCAUCAUAGCACUUAGAUCAUGUUGUGGAAGGGUCUGAGGAGAUCGUAACUCCAUACAUGAACAUAGACUUAUGAUCGUCAUAGCACUAAGAUCGUGAUGUGGUUGGUUGUGAGAAGAUCGUAACUCCAUACACGAACAUAGACUUACAAACAUCACAGCACUAAGAUCGUGUUGUGAAAGGGUCUGAGGAGAUUGUAACUCCAUACACUAACAGACUUCGAUCAUCAUAGUGCUAAGAUCACUUUCUGGAAGGGUCCUACUGAUGACAUGGUGAGUGCCUGAGGGGGGUGGUCCAAGUGCUUGAACCUUAUUGAACCAUGGCCAUCACCUAAAACCUUGAAACAGCAUUGUAUUAAUAAUCUAAUUAUAAAAGGUAUUCAAAUGAUUACUGUGAAUCAUCUUUCUUUGACAGAUGUGUUCUUGGAGUCUUCGCACAUGCAUCUAACUUUUUGCAACAUAGACGAUGAAAUAUCCAGUGGAAAGAAUAUAUAGUAAACUAAUGAACUCAAAGGAACCACUAAUUGUAGUAUGUUAUAACCAUAGUUCAUCAUCGACAUUUCAACUAAAAUAUACAUCAAGUGGUCGGGGCAAAGUAUAUUCAUUGGUCUGGUCUGAGCAUGUUUACUUUACUGUGCAGCUGAUACCAGACCAACCUGAACACUUUUGUCAAGUCAUGUCAGUAGUCCUUUCCCAUAGCAAUUAGCUUGACGUUGCCAGGAAAAUAGUACUUAGAAACAUAGGAUAUGCAUGUCAUUUGUGUAAAAGAAGAAACAGAAAUUUUAGAUGCUGCAUGGACAAGAAAAUAUUAUUAUCCUCUAUCCCUUUCCACCUUCAUGUCAGAUAUCCGAGAGAACAUUUUUUUACCAGGCAAGGGCAGGUUACUCUACCAUGUCAGUGGCUAGGUGACGACCUUGGAUUUGCUUUCUGGACAUGACAAAGUGUGUCAUUCAAUCGUAAAACUUUGAAAUUAACAUGCAGUGUGUGCAUGAUUAUUGUAAAAAGUACAUAUAGAUUAUAUAAAUUUGCUUAGUUAUAAAAACAUCCAAUCUAACACAGUUAGAAAUAAUGUUUGAAUUACCUCCCUUUGUGUCUGGGAAUUUUUAGAGUUGUCUCCCUUGAUUGGUUACCGUGGAGUCAGGUCUGGUGAUCUGUUGUGAUGCAUAUCAUGCUCAAGGGGUUCCGAUUAUAUGCUUGCUCAAUUUCUGCCAAUAUUCUUGCUACCACAAUAACCAGAUGACUAGAAACUGAAUUGUUCUGGACAAAGACUUAGUAGAUGUCUCCAGAUUCCUGGCGUUCUACCUUAACUGCGGACAAACAGAGGUCAAAUUGUGAUAAUUUUAUUCUUUUCCAAAAGAAAACAAUCAAGAAUGUCAUGAAUACAGAGUUUCAAAUAAUUGUGUGGACAAAUGGAAUCAGUACAAGAAUAAAGGACAGAAUGUGAAAAUCUGUUCCAGUUUGUUUGCAUCCUCACAUGGCCAGGGUAGUUUAUCUAAUGCUGUUAUGAUAGUGAGUGAGUUAAGUUUUACACCGCACUCAGCAAUAUUACAGCUAUAUGGCGACAGAAGAUCAAUUCUAACCCGGAUCUUUACGAGUAUGCUGUUAUGAUUGGUAGCUUGGAACAUUCAGCCCUUUAUCUUCCUCUUGAAAGAUAUAUCACUAUCUCAAUAUGUCGUAUCAAUAAUUAAAAAAUUUCUACUGCACUUGAUUUUGAUAUUAAUAGAUGUGUAUCUAGUUUCUAAAUUUAC